CCAGGAAGUGGUAAUGUUUGUGUUGGAGGAGUGUGAGCAGAAACCUGAGCUGAAGUAGAAACGAAACUAACAUCAUUACUGACUACAUGUAUCUUUAUUUUCACGGGGAAUUGAAGUAAGUUCUGCGUCUGCUUAAACUCAAAAGCAUGAAUUAGAAUCUGCUGAUAUUUUAGUGUUUUCCUUCGGGAGAUAACGGCUUUAGAGAGGAACACGUUUCCUGCUCAGUGCUGGUGUCACGUGAAUGUGUUUACAGCUCAGACUCCGGGAUUUUCUUCAUGACACGCAAUUAAAUUGAUAUUUUUGUCGAGUUUACAGAGCGGAAUGAAAAUCCAUCAGGGUCAUGGUGCGCUUUAAACGCGCUGUGUAGUAAACCUGAGCUGCUUUUGGAGCUGCUUUUGGAGCUGCUUUAUUCACCUCACAUCAGCAUCAGCACCUUACAGAUUUGGGUCUUUUUUGUCGACAUCUCAGAGUCACCGUAACAGGACGACUCGAGGGAACUGAAGAUGUUUGCCAAGAAAAAUAAACGUCCUGUGGCUCCUAAAGGCCAAGGAGCUGCUGCUGCCAAACAGAUGGGUUUAUUUAUCGACUUUAACCCCGAGGACAUGAUGGACAUGAGCGAGAGUGUGGACGAUCCGGAUCUGGAGGCUGAAUUCGCCGCCAUUGUGGGGAAAAAAACAACUGCUGCUGCUAAAGCGAAAAAAAACAGCAAAGCUCCGUUACCGAUGGAAGACAUUGCGAAGAUGACAGAGGAGUGCAUGAAAGACCUCGACAAUGACGUCAGUGACGACGACCUCGAGGACGACGAAGAUCUGCUGGCAGAGCUACAGGAAGUGGUGGGUGAAGAGGAAACAGAUUCUGGUGCAGAGACCGCCACCUCGCCUGGCACUGAGGAAACUGGGCCAGUGGAGCCAGAACCACAGGAAGUGAAGGCGUCCUCGAACACCAGCAGCACCACCCAGGCAGCAGCAGCAUGCGGUGGUGUCGAACGCACCAUUCAGGAGAGAAUCACCAUGUACAUCGCUGCUAUAACCAACGCUAAAGCUGCAGGAGAGCCGGCUAAAGCUCGCCGCUACGACAGAGGCCUCAAGACCCUACAGACCAUGUUAGCUACCCUACGUAAGGGAGGAAAGAUAAACGAAGCAGAGAUCCCACCUCCGGUGGCCUCUGGUAACCGCGGCGACGCCGCUCCUCCCUCGGCUCCUCCCACAGCCGCACCAGAGCAUCACGAGGAGUCAGAUAGCGCCGUGGAGACGUCACCCGUUUCUCCGGAGACAGACUCCGUGUUGACGCUGCAGGAAGUGAAAGCGUCCCCCUCAGCAGAGACCGCUGCGGUUUUGCCGGACAGCAGCGGGGGUCCGUCUCAUGCCACCUCACCUGAGCAGGAGCGUAUCCCAGAAUCCCCUGCAGUAAGUGCCCCCAGUAAGGAGAUGUUGUUGGAGAGACAGAAGCAGUACAAGAUGGCGGCUCUGAGGGCAAAGCAAGCCGGAGAUCUGGAUCAGGCCAAAACACAUAUGAAAAACAGCAAGAGUUUUGACGCUGCGCUCGCGGCGCUGGAGAAAGGAGAGAGCGUGGACUUCACUAAACUUCUUCCUCCUCUGUCCCGAGCAGAAACAGAAGCUUCUCCAAUACCCGUGAUAAAAAUUUCACAAUCGUCCCCGAACAUGCAGGCCCAUGAUGCAGCAGUGACUCCGCCCAGCCCAGCCACACCCAGCCUGGCCCUGCCCAAAAGUAUUUUGGAAGCUUUGGAGCAGAGGAUGGCUAAAUACAGAGAGACAUACGAUCAGGCUAAAGCUAGCGGCAAUGACCGCAAAGCCCGCAUGUAUGAGCGCAUCAUCAAGCAAUAUCAGACCGCCAUCCGCUCACAUAAAGCAGGACGGGACCUUAAUUACGGAGAGCUGCCAGUACCACCAGGUUUUCCACCAAUCCCAGGACUGGCAGCGGUUCAACCUGAGGAGGGAUUGGCUGCUGCUCUGGAAACAGCCAAUAAGAUCGCUUCGAACGAGAUCGAGGAUGGAGACGACGAGGAAGAGGAAGCGAGGAAAGAAAGCAAACAGCCCCAAGCUCCAGCAGGAGCAGUGCAGAAGCCAAAGAAGCUGAUAAUGACGGUUCCUCCGAUGGUCCAGCAUCCUAAAAGAACUCCUUCACCUGAGAGAACCAUCCAGAAAGAGAGCCUAUCUUCUGCAGUGACGGAGCAGGUGGAGAUGUUGCAGGCUCGGAGGAAGCAGUACCUGAAGGCAGCACUGGAGGCCAAACAGAAGCACGACAUGGAGCAGGCCAAGGUUCAUCUACGCACAGCCAAGAUCCUGGAGCAACUGAUUAUUGCAGCACGCAGCGGCAAAAACAUCGACCUCAGCAAGGUGCCGUCUCUUUCUGACGAGGACGAGGACUUCAUCGUGGUCCAGCACAGUGAGGUGGAGUUGUCUGAGAGAGCGGAGGAGGUUUACUCUCAGCUCAGCACCAUGCUGAAGGAGCAAUAUGAGAAGUGUAUGACUUACUCCAAGCAGUUUACUCACUUGGGGAAUGUAGCUGAAACCACAAAAUUUGAGAACAUGGCAGCGAGAUGUAAGAAGAGUCUGGAGAUCCUGAAGCUGGCUCAGACCCGCGGACUCGAACCUCCUAAACACCACUUUGAGGAGAGAACAUACAGCACAGUCAGGAUAUUUCCGGAGCUUAGCAGCACUGAUAUGGUGGUGAUGAUCGUGAAAGGAAUGAAUCUUCCUGCUCCUCAUGGUGUCGCAUCGAAUGACCUGGACGCGUACGUGAAGUUCGAGUUCCCCUUCCCCACAUCUGAUCAGCCUCAGAGACACAAAACCUCUGUGAUUAAAAACACCAGCAGUCCCGAGUACAACCAGAGCUUCACCUUAACCAUAAACCGUAACCACCGCGGCUUCAGGAGAGUGGUGCAGUCCAAAGGCCUCAAACUGGAAGUGUUUCAUAAAGGUGGUUUCCUGAGGAGUGAUAAACCUGUGGGAACAGCUCACAUUAAACUGGACAAACUGGAGACUGAGAGUGAAGUGCGUGAGAUCGUGGAGGUGAUGGACGGACGGAAGGCAACAGGAGGUCGUGUAGAGGUCAGGGUUCGUCUCAGAGAGCCUCUGAGUGGUCAGGACAUGCAGACGGUCACUGAGCGCUGGCUGGUGCUGGACCAAUCACACUAGCUCUGAUCUUCACUCGACUGACCCGCUGUGAUGUCACUUCCUGCUGUUACGCUGCUCUUCCUCACGUCUUUUUACACAAACCAGGAGAAAAUGUCACACUGUUACUGUUACAGCAGAACCACAUAGAGGUCUGUUCACCAGAGUACACCAUUGGGACACACACACACACAUACAUACACACUCUCACACAAACUCACACACACACACACAUACAAACUCACACAAACUCUCACACACAUACACACACACAUACACACACAAAC
Messenger RNA from Silurus meridionalis, 3421 nucleotides. RefSeq names its product coiled-coil and C2 domain containing 1B (gene cc2d1b). NCBI's taxonomy places the organism in Eukaryota, Metazoa, Chordata, Actinopteri, Siluriformes, Siluridae. Gene Ontology annotation, cellular component: nucleus. Gene Ontology annotation, molecular function: DNA-binding transcription repressor activity, RNA polymerase II-specific; RNA polymerase II cis-regulatory region sequence-specific DNA binding. The record is from RefSeq and is a predicted model, not a curated record. Gene Ontology annotation, biological process: regulation of transcription by RNA polymerase II.